Kickxella alabastrina is the source of this 312-nucleotide messenger RNA. RefSeq lists its product as uncharacterized. NCBI's taxonomy places the organism in Eukaryota, Fungi, Kickxellomycota, Kickxellomycetes, Kickxellales, Kickxellaceae. The record is from RefSeq and is a predicted model, not a curated record. Bases 1 to 312 code for a protein of 103 amino acids. The transcript has 2 exons.
AUGGCAGUGAUAACCCGUAGCCAGAACAAAAGCAGCAGCGAAAGCAACGAUAACGCUACACCUAGAAAGAGCAGCCCCAGCGCUAUCAACCGCAUUGGCGACAGCAUCAAGACUAGCCCCAUCGGGUACUUUGGCCGCAGCGUGAGCAGUCUGCUGCUUUCAACUCCACCGCCGAGCCUCAACACUCAGGAAGCAGUAACUCCUAAGCGUAAAAUCAGACAAGUGGAACUCUGCUGGCGAAACCCUGGCCCCAUCUUUAUAAUGGGCCAGAUCUCGCUGGUUUUUGCCUUGCUUGGUGCUGCCUUGAUUUGA